Messenger RNA from Sesamum indicum (sesame), 680 nucleotides. NCBI's taxonomy places the organism in Eukaryota, Viridiplantae, Streptophyta, Magnoliopsida, Lamiales, Pedaliaceae. The record is from RefSeq and is a predicted model, not a curated record.
GGGGAAGAAGGGAUAAUUCUUUUAAAAUAAAUAAUUUGAUAGCUUGAGAGAGGGAAAUUAGGGCGAGGAGUUGUAAUUUGUAGAAAGAAGAAAAUGGCAGAGAGUGAGGUGAAAAGGGGAACGGUGAAAUGGUUUAGCCAUGAAAAGGGUUUUGGGUUUAUAACUCCUGAAGAUGGAAGCGAAGAUCUGUUUGUUCAUCAAUCAGCCAUCAAAUCUGAGGGUUUCCGCAGCCUCGGCGACGGUGAGGCGGUCGAGUACAUUGUCGAGUACGGCAGUGACGGCCGCGCCAAGGCCGCCAACGUCACUGGACCCGACGGCGCUUCUGUCCAGGGCAGCACCCGGGGAUCUUACGGCGGAAGAAGCGGCGGUUAUGGAGGAUACAAUGGUGGAAGCAGAGGAGGCAGCCGCGGUUAUGGAGGCGGUGGAGGAGGAGGUAGUGGUUGUUUCAGGUGCGGGGACACUGGGCAUAUGGAUAGUCAUUGCCCAGAGGGAGGUGGUGGAAGAUAUGGAGGCGGAGGCGGAGGGGGAGGGGGUUGUUAUAAUUGCGGUGAGGCGGGGCAUUUUGCUCGUGACUGCCCCCGAGACAACCGCUGAGCUAACUGGGGAUGCUGUGUCCUUUCUCUAGUGUUUUGCGUCCGUUUUUGCUAUUUUAGGUUCUCUGAUGAGGUGAACCAUAUGUU